Molecule: messenger RNA, 1689 nt
Organism: Klebsormidium nitens
Lineage: Eukaryota; Viridiplantae; Streptophyta; Klebsormidiophyceae; Klebsormidiales; Klebsormidiaceae
Source: the annotation of a GenBank genome assembly
AUUUCGUCGAGCCUCAUAUAGGUCGGUACCUACUCGGCCAUGUGCGUGACUCAUGGGACUUGGUGCAGGUUCAAGUUCAACCUCGCUGGUUGCUGCGCAGGACAGAUGAGGAUCAGGAGCAAAUUGGAGCAUGGGCAGCAUCCGGGCAGCAUGGUGCAACAUGAUCCAGGGCACAGCUAUAUAGGGACAAAAGGAACGAAGAGAGGACCAAGAUCAACCAGGGGCGGCCAUCAUGACGUUUGAGCGCGUCAGUGGGGAAUGUAUGAGCCAGCGUGAAGUCAAGGCAGCAAAAGGCAAUCCUCUGGAGACAAUGAAGAAGUUUCUUAUAUGAUGAUCCGCACAUGAUGGCACUAGUGCUGCGUUUCAGACACGGGCCGUCCGCCCAAUCCUGUGUGCAAAAGGUCACGAAGAAGGCGACAGACAGCCGACUCAUCGUCCAACCUAGGUGACCCCCCAGCUUAGGGCCUGCGGCAGCGCGCUGCCAGCAAUCGCCCUCCGAGAUCGCAUUGCCGAUGGGAUGCAUAGGGUCCAAGAAUGUGACAGAGACGAGACGACCCCCCGGAUACGAGGAGCCUGAAGUUCUGGCCAGUGAAACAGCAUUUUCUGUUAGCGAGGUUGAAGCGCUUUAUACACUCUUCACCAAAGUGAGCAACAGCAUCAUCACAGAUGGGCUCAUUCACAAGGAGGAGUUCAUGCAGGCCCUCUUUAAGAAUAGCAACACAAACAACCUCUUCGCAGAAAGGGUUUUCGAGCUGUUUGACAUCAAACGCAAUGGCGUCAUCGAGUUUGGCGAGUUCGUGCGCUCCCUCAGCGUGUUCCACCCCAGGGCCCCCACCAACGACAAGCUGGCCUUUGCAUUCAAGCUUUACGACCUGCGCCAAACGGGGACGAUUGAUAUCGUCGAGGUGGAGAUGAUGCUGACUGCGUUGAUGAAGGAGACACCCGACCUGGACUUCUCCGACGAGGUCAUCCGCCACAUUGUCGAACAGACCUUUGCGGAGGCGGACACGAACCAGGACGGCAAGAUCGACCAGGAGGAGUGGGCGGUCAUGGUGGAGAAGCACCCCAACAUCCUCAAGAACAUGACGCUGCCCUCGCUCAGGGACAUUACAAGCGACUACCCGUCCUUUAUCUUCCAAUCGGGAGUCGAUGAUGCCCCUAUGGAUGACGAGUAGAUAAUGAGGGCGGGCUUUAGAAAAGGGGGGGGGCUGUUUUCAACGAAGUGCGGUGCUGCAGCUUUGCUCCUAGGUGUUGAGAGAGAAACAUUCAUUGCAGAAGAGUUUUCGACAUUUGACACAAUCCAAUUAAUCUGCAGAGACGAAGUUUGUGAAACUUCAGCUUCUUGCCUACUUAUGUUUUACCCCUUGUGGGAGCCGGUGACCAGAAUUCGAGCAAUCCCAGAUCGACUCGUUGUUGUAUUUUAGAUGUGUCGACCAUGUGCGACUUCAGUUUUGUAACUUGAAGCUUGAUGGGUCAAUAGAGACAACGCAAAAGGCUGGGCCUAUGCGACCAAAAGUGCGAGCUAGUCGGAAAGCCAGCUACAAAGGUCUCCAAGCGGCACUGAACCAUGUAAUCGAUCAUUGAUUUCAGUUGAAGAAGGAUGACUUCUGCCGGAAGUUGAACCGGGCAAAGGACUGCUAGCUAGUGCUUUUCUCUUUUCAUGCAAAACGGCGUAUAGCCACUCGCGAC